AUGACAAUGAUGAACACCACGAAAUUCGUCCCUUUCCCGGACGCAUUUAAUAUAGAUUUCGUCCUUGAGGGAACAAAAAUCGCUGCGGAAACUCUCGACCUCUAUGAAAAGCCAACUGAUAAACUUGGCACAAACUGCAUCGAAUAUCCUAUCACACAAAAGGUUAUCAUCCUUGGUAUCGUUAAGAGAACAAUCCACUUAGAUUUCUACAGGAAGCGUCUCAGCAUCCGUGGCAAUUUUGAAGGCUCUGUCUUUGAAAUCCGCGGCAAUUUAAUUAAGAACUUCGAAAUUGAUGAGAAGGAUAAAUUCUUAGUCCGUAUUUCAUUUACUACAAGUCAGUCUCCACAAGAGUUCUGGAUGGAAACUGCCGAAAAUAUUAAGAGCCUCUUCGACGCACUCACCGAGUUCGUUGAUUGCUGCUCUCGUAAGAAAUAA
Molecule: messenger RNA, 435 nt
Organism: Trichomonas vaginalis G3
Lineage: Eukaryota; Parabasalia; Trichomonadida; Trichomonadidae
Exons: 1
Coding region: 1-435 (144 amino acids)
Source: RefSeq, a predicted model, not a curated record